This is a messenger RNA of Cyphellophora attinorum, 3204 nucleotides long. Its product is annotated as Protein kinase kin1. The transcript has 2 exons. The record is from RefSeq and is a predicted model, not a curated record. Gene Ontology annotation, biological process: microtubule cytoskeleton organization; protein phosphorylation; intracellular signal transduction. Gene Ontology annotation, molecular function: protein serine/threonine kinase activity; ATP binding; tau-protein kinase activity. Lineage: Eukaryota; Fungi; Ascomycota; Eurotiomycetes; Chaetothyriales; Cyphellophoraceae. The coding region runs from base 1 to 3204 and encodes 1067 amino acids. Gene Ontology annotation, cellular component: cytoplasm.
AUGGCAACGACAGCGUCGAGUCAGUCACCAUCAGUGCCUCGUUCACAGUCCGGCUCUCGUAAUCCACCUUCGGCCUACGCUACGAAUACUCCUGCCCAAAUCACCAGAGCCCAUUCUACGAGCCAGCGAACGACCUCAUCCUCCAGUCGGCAUCAUCGAUCAGGCUCUCGAGCAUAUUCACAGGACAUGCCCACCACGCCAAACUCCGUAGGCCUUGUCAAUGUUGCUAGACGCGAUUUUGAAGAUCCAAACCUACCACGGCCACAGUCCUCGCGUCGCAGCUCUCGUGAUGGACGCCGAAACGACGGUGCCGCCGAUUCGCGUCACGGCCGAACCUCGAGCAGGCCGAAUUCAAGACGAAACAGCCAGGACUUUAGCGCAGCCUCUGCCUCAGCCAACGGUACACCCGCCCUCGCACCCACUGCCUCGAACAAUCCUCCUCCCUACGCUGGUCAGACUGCACCAUACCAGAGCACCGGACGUCGACGAACGUCGAUUACUUGCGCUUCUGGCACCUGGGGUUUGGGCAAGACAAUCGGACAAGGUAGCAUGGGUAAAGUGAAACUGGCCAAAAACCUGGAAAGUGGUGAGACCGCCGCCAUCAAGAUUGUGCCACGACAGACGCUCGACGAGCACGGCAAUCCCAAAGAUGAACGAGCUGAUCGCUCCAAAGAAGUUCGCACUGCCAGAGAGGCUGCGCUGGUGUCUUUGCUUUACCACCCAUAUAUCUGCAAGAUGGUUGAUGUGCAAAAGACCAACUACCAUUGGUAUAUGCUGUUCGAGUACGUCAACGGUGGGCAGAUGCUCGACUACAUCAUUGCACACGGCCGUCUGAAGGAGAAGCAGGCACGCAAAUUCGGCCGGCAAAUCGCCAGCGCCCUGGAUUACUGUCAUCGCAACAAUGUUGUCCAUCGUGAUCUGAAGAUCGAGAACAUUCUCAUCAGUAAGAACGGUGAUAUCAAGAUCAUCGAUUUCGGUCUGAGCAAUCUCUUCGCUCCGCGCUCACUGCUCAAGACGUUCUGUGGCAGUCUCUACUUCGCAGCACCCGAGCUGCUUCAGGCAAGACAGUACACAGGGCCGGAAGUCGAUGUAUGGAGUUUCGGCAUCGUUCUCUACGUGCUAGUAUGCGGCAAAGUGCCAUUCGAUGAUCAGAGCAUGCCUCAAUUGCAUGCAAAGAUCAAACGCGGUGUCGUUGACUAUCCACAGUGGCUAACAGCUGAAUGCAGAAGCAUAAUAUCACGCAUGCUCGUCGUUGAUCCCAAGGAUCGGGCUACCCUCCAUGAGAUACUCAACCAUCCUUGGAUGACCAAAGGCUUCAACACUGCGCCCGAAAAUUUCUUACCACAGAGAGAGCCGUUGCAGCUUCCUCUUGACCCUCUGGUAGUAGAAAAGAUGCAAGGCUUCGACUUCGGCUCCACUGCCUACAUUACUGAACAGCUGACCAACAUUCUGUCUUCCGACGAAUAUCAGACUGCUGUGCGGCGGUACUAUCGAGACGAGCCGACCAACGCGCCCUCGGGUGGCGAGAAAAAGCGAGGGAUGUUCGACUUUUAUCGUCGGCGCAAUUCAAUAAGCCGAGAAGGUCUGACCACACCGUCUACCGAAGCCAUCCGUGGUUACGAUCCCAUCAAUGCAUACAGUCCACUGAUCUCUAUCUACUAUUUGGCACGAGAGAAGCUGGAACAAGAGAAGCGAGACCCCAACCCUGGUGCUCUGGGAACAUCAUCCACGGCGCCGGAGGCAGCGAACGGUGCAGCACCGCUGACGUCGCCCGAAGCGGUCUACACGAACACAUACUCUCCAGAGAUCCCGGGAGAACGCGUCACAGGUGGGCGAUCCCGACCGAGGGCUCGCACAAAUGGAGAAGACGAUCAGCCAUCUUCCAAGGCCGCAGAACAGCUUCCGUCUAGACCACAGCAAUCUCCCGCGAUCAACACUCCCACCACUGGCGAUCAGCCAGUAAAGAAGGAAGGCACUGCACUCGGUCUGUUGAGGCGCUUUAGCACACGCCGUGUUCGCGAUCGCGACACUGAUCGACCUACACCUCCAACUCUCAACAUUCAGCCACCGCCAGACAGUGCAACAGCGCCUCGGAAGUCGUUCUCUGUUCGUCGUUCUCGGCGUCGCGAAGGUUCUCCAGCUACCGGGACGCAUCAUGCCGGCGGCAGUCAGCCUCAGCACGAAGGUCUUCUGAGUGCAGGCACCAACAAAGCCCGGAACUUCCUCGGCCGGUCCACGAGCGUUAAUUCUGCGGACUACCGGCCGAGGCGACUGCUGCAACGGAUGACAAACGACGACUCUCCUCUACUCAACCCAGAGCCCCCACAGACCAGCGGAUCUGAUCACUCUAGUCACAGUGCCCAGAAGACAGGCAAGAGUGUCCAGCUGACUGACCCGCCUGAGAGCAGCAAUCUCGGCGACCCGCCAAAGCCUACUGCGGCUCGGACUAAGUCUCUGGGUCACGCAAGACAAGAGAGUAUCCAAGCUCGCCGGAAGAGAUGGGAAGACAGCCGAAGAGACCGCCACGAAAAUGUGCCUGAGGAAACGGACGCAGAGCUGCGAGACGAGGCCGAUGGUCUUGACACUCCUGCCUUGCCUGAAACACCGGGUACUGCGGUCACCAAGCCGGCUGGUCUCAAGGGCUUGUUCUCAACAUCGACAACCAGCAGCAAAGCACCCGAAUUCAUACGUCAAGAUCUAAUCCGUGUGCUGAAGCAACUGGGUGUGGAGCAUACGCCGAUUCGUGGAGGCUUUUCUUGCCGACAUGCGCCCAGCAUCAACCUCGACGAUGUUCGUGAUGUUGAAGAGGAGAAGAGCGGGCGCGUACAAGGUGCCAGUGGCCAUCAACGCCGUAUCUCCUUUGGCGGUGCAUUCCGUGGUAAAGACCGCGAAGACCUUCGGGACGAAAAGGGUCUUCGACGUGGCGCAUCUCGCAGACGCCAUCCCGACCAGAGUUUUGUGACGAACUCGGAAGGCUCGGAGGAAUAUCUGCACACAAGACGAGAAGAUGGUGGGCGAGAUGCUGGUGCCACUACUACACGUGUCCAAGACGAUACCGGUGAGCGGCUAGUGCUGAAGUUUGAGAUCGCUAUCGUCAAGAUCCCAUUGCUUUCGUUACAUGGCAUUCAGUUCAAGAAGGUCCAAGGCGGGAUGAAUCAGUAUCGGUCGAUGACUGGCACAAUUUUGAAUUCAUUGAGGUUGUAA